CCCCACGUCUUUUUCCGAGCUAUACAUAUACGGCCAAAGAGCGUAUUAGGUAUCAUCCGCGUCGUUAUUAUCACUGAUCAACUUUUGUUUGUGUCACACUCCCGAACCCUAGUUCUUCCAUCUCCCACACUUCGCUGCUCAAUCCACUUACAAACACACGAUACUUCACCCAAUAAUUUCUUUCUAUUGGAUUAGCUCUGCGUUUGAUCUAACUAGCUUCAAGCCGCUAAAGAGAGUACGAGGCUAUCUAUUUUAAUUGUUGUGUUGUGGCUUGUGAAGAUGGAUCAACAAGGUCACGGGCAGGCCCCGGGUAUGGGCAGCUCUACGCAAAUGCCGUACAGUAUGGCACCGUACCCACCGAAUCAAAUGAUGGGAAUCGUACCCCCUGCAUCAGGUGGGCCCGUCCAACCAUCACAAACAUCGGGCCUCCCAUCUCCCCCAGCCCAACUGGCACAACAACAGCUCGCUUACCAACACAUCCACCAGCAACAACAACAACAGCUGCAACAACAACUCCAAAGCUUCUGGGCAAAUCAGUACCAAGAAAUCGAACAAACCACUGAUUUCAAAAACCACAGCCUCCCAUUGGCUAGAAUCAAGAAAAUCAUGAAAGCAGAUGAAGAUGUGCGAAUGAUAUCAGCCGAAGCACCGGUCAUAUUUGCACGCGCGUGUGAAAUGUUCAUUCUUGAGUUGACUUUAAGGUCAUGGAAUCACACUGAGGAAAACAAAAGGCGUACGCUGCAGAAAAACGAUAUUGCUGCUGCGAUCACGAGGACUGAUAUUUUUGACUUUUUAGUUGAUAUAGUACCACGUGAAGAUUUGAAAGAUGAAGUGAUUGGUUCUACGAUUCCGAGAGGUGGGCCGCUUCCGGUUGGAGCCCCGACUGAGGGUAUGCCGUAUUACUACAUGCCUCCACCGCAGGUUGGUGGUUCGGGGAUGUAUAAUCAAGCACUUUAUGGGCAGCAACCUCGCCCGUACAUGGCUCAGCCUAUGUGGCCACAGCAGCAGCAACAAGAACCUCAAGAAGAUGCUUAAUCAGGUGGGCAGGCUUACAAGAGAUGGGAUCCUGAAAGUUGGUGGCUGUAGAUGAACACUUACUUUUGGCCGUCUGUAUCAAGGUUUAAGUUAUCAUGUGGUUUAUUAGGAAUGUUUGUAGUCAUACUUAACUAUGUCUGCGUGUCUAUUUGUCCCUAACAAAACUGUUUUUAUGACGUUUGCGACUAACAUGUGUAAUAUCUGGGCCUGUUUCUUGAAAAGUCAAACUCAUAUCCAAUGGUGAAAGACAUGCCGCUUGCUCU
Messenger RNA from Helianthus annuus (common sunflower), 1298 nucleotides. Its product is annotated as nuclear transcription factor Y subunit C-9. Gene Ontology annotation, cellular component: nucleus. Gene Ontology annotation, biological process: regulation of DNA-templated transcription. The record is from RefSeq and is a predicted model, not a curated record. Bases 280 to 1035 code for a protein of 251 amino acids. Gene Ontology annotation, molecular function: DNA binding; DNA-binding transcription activator activity, RNA polymerase II-specific; protein heterodimerization activity. Lineage: Eukaryota; Viridiplantae; Streptophyta; Magnoliopsida; Asterales; Asteraceae. The transcript is spliced from 4 exons.